CGUCACUGUGAAUUUAUGACAGAAUUUCAACAUAUGAAUUCUCGCGGUUCCCGGUACUAACAAUUUAAAACAAUUUUCAUAUCAUCUUCAUUCAUGCCAGUUUCAGUCUGCAUUGACAUUCGCACAUACCGUGUUUUAUUUUUAAAGCCUUGACUCUGAGAUUAUUGUAAGAGUCUGUGAUCCACUAAAGGUAUUGUAUAAAAAGUACAGUUCAGAAAAUUGUUAUCUGUUGUGUAUGUAAACUUAGUUAUUUUUGUUCCUGUUUCUUCAACGUGUCAACAUAAUACACAAAACCACAUAACUCGGACGUCAUCGAAAUUUAAAUAAUCAGAACGAUGUUGCAGAACCAGAUUAUAUCCGUUUAGUCUAUUGACACGUGCUAUGCAUAAAACAUAAAUUGAAAGAAGUAUAUAAAUCAAGUAGACAGAAACAAGGCGGAAGUAUUUCCUAAAAAGCAAUCAAGUGUUAUGUAAAUAUAAGUUGAAAAAGUGAACAAGACUAAGGCGAAAAUAUUUCCUAAAAAUCAAUAGAGUGUUACAGAGUACAAUACUCUUCUAGCCAUAAGAAAAAAAAACAAUAGAAUAUGAAUUAACUGAUAAUGUUGAUUUUAUCGAUAGACUAUCUUCAAUGAUAAUUUAUGUGACACACCAAUGAAAUUUCGCAGUAUGAACGAGCGAGUUCACUAAAAUAGAAUUACAGUCAACGAGAUUCGUUCCAGAAACAUGGAUAUUAAAUGGAUCUCAAGGAUCAUCAUUUGCCUCCUUUAUUGUCAAGCAUCUUGGGCCGAGCUGAAGCUCAUACAAACGAUAUUUAGACAUGGAAACAGAAUGCCAUCGAAUAUCAAGUACUAUCCGAACGAUCCUUACGUUAACUACACUUACGAACCAGCCGGACGAGGAGGUUUAACAAACGUUGGUAAACUGUCCUUGUACAAACUUGGCCAAUAUUUUCGUGAAAGAUACGACCAAUUUUUAGGACGAAUUUACACUUCAAAAGAUAUUUGGUUCCGUGCCGAUGAGGUAGAGAGAGUUGUAAUGAGUGGACAACUAGUAGCAGCUGGAUUAUAUCCUCCGUGUGAAGAACAAAGGUGGGAUUCUAAUUUAAAUUGGCAACCGAUACCUGUAUGGACACCGCUGAAUUCGAACGAUUGCCUGUAUAAUGGGCAAUUUUUAACAAAUUUCUAUACAUGGAGAAAUAACGUGGAGAAAACAGAUGAGGCUAUAGUGCAAUUUCAAAAACAGAAUAAAGAUGUUUAUAGGUAUUUAUCUGAACAUACAGGUGGUAAUAUCAUACAAUCUAGAACGUUCAACUUACGUCAAUUCUUGUACGCACAGAAAGAUAUUGGUUUAAAAUUACCCGAAUGGACAAAAUCUGUUUUUCCACAUGGAAAGCUAGAUGAGUUAGCCGUAAACGAUAUUUACAUUCGGACUCGUACUCCACAAAUGAAGCAAUUAUUAGCUGGAAUGUGGAUUCGCGAAUGGUUAAAUCAUGUUGAUGAUCAUUUAAAUAAGAAUGAUACACGAAAAGCAUUUAUGUAUGCGGCACAUGAUCUAAAUAUUGCUUACAUACUUGCAGCACUAGACAAUUUUGAUAACGAAAUUCCUUACUAUGGUAGUACUCUGAUAUUUGAAUUACAUGAAGAGGAUAACGAAUAUUAUAUUCAGAUGCUUUAUAGAAACAAAGAAAAUAUUCAAUUACUCAAAUUCCCUAAUUGUGAUGACAAAAUGUGUCCAUUGGAUAAGUUCAAAAAAUUUGUAAUGCCUAUAAUACCGACAAAUCUGGAAGAAAUAUGUGGACAGGAAUAAAAAAGUAAAGUAUUAAUAUAAAUAUGGAUAGUAAUAAACCAAUACUAAAUGGAUUCAUAAAAUGAUUUCUAUAAUAUUCUACUAUUUACUCAUAUAAAUUCAAUAAUAAAUGUGUAAUAUUAAAACAAUGUUUAUUAAAAACAUGUCAUUUGUA
This is a messenger RNA of Bombus huntii, 1959 nucleotides long. Its product is annotated as venom acid phosphatase Acph-1-like. Gene Ontology annotation, molecular function: phosphatase activity. Bases 723 to 1805 code for a protein of 360 amino acids. Gene Ontology annotation, biological process: dephosphorylation. The transcript is spliced from 9 exons. NCBI's taxonomy places the organism in Eukaryota, Metazoa, Arthropoda, Insecta, Hymenoptera, Apidae. The record is from RefSeq and is a predicted model, not a curated record.